This is a messenger RNA of Fulvia fulva, 654 nucleotides long. RefSeq lists its product as uncharacterized. The record is from RefSeq and is a predicted model, not a curated record. Lineage: Eukaryota; Fungi; Ascomycota; Dothideomycetes; Mycosphaerellales; Mycosphaerellaceae. The transcript has 2 exons. Bases 1 to 654 code for a protein of 217 amino acids.
AUGUCCUCCCCAGCGAUAAGCUCUUGCACCUCAGCCACAAGAAUCGUGUCGCCUGCCACCUUAUCGCCACCCAACAACCCAACGAGAACAAUCUCCACCAACAAGGACGACGAUAUAAUGCCUCCCUCCUCCCCAACUCCUCAGAAGAAGCAGCUCUCCCACGGCUCCAGCGCCAGCAGCUCCGCCACAAUGUACACAGCCUCCGGCGCCCUCGGCAACAACAACAACAACAACAACAACAACAACAACGACAACGACCUCCAACCCCAACGCUCCCCACACCUCGCCCCCAAAUCCCUCUCUUCCCCAACCACGGCCUCAACACCCACACCAACCAUACCAUCCCGCGCCCCCACACCCGCAUGCGAGCGCUCCCACUCCCAACCCCAACCCGACCUCCUCAUCAGAACUUCUACCCGAUCUCCCAAGCCCGAACAUGGCAAGCGGCCCAGCUUCAAGCGCAGCCUGUCGAGCCUGUGGAAGGUUCUCGAUCCACCGGAACUGUCGCAUAACACGGGCGCGCUGCAUAACAUUGCGAAGCAAUUCGGAGACGACUCGGCGCACAGGCGGAGGAGUGCUAGUCCCGGGGAUGUGGAGAGGGAGCAUACACUGCUGGCGACGAUUAGUGAUAAGGUGUAUAAGCAGAGGAUCUAA